Arabis nemorensis is the source of this 3243-nucleotide messenger RNA. Lineage: Eukaryota; Viridiplantae; Streptophyta; Magnoliopsida; Brassicales; Brassicaceae. The record is from the annotation of a GenBank genome assembly.
AUGGCUUGUGCCGAGCAGCCUAUCAAGAAGCGUCGGCUGUACGAGUCAAUCCCUGAAUCUCAGCCUCCUCCACCGCGACCGCGAAUCGAACUUUCGUCUCCUUCUACGGUGACGAGCUCGUUCCCCGCGCCGGUGACGCCGCCGCCUCCGUCUCAAGAGGAAAUUCAAACCAGAAGUAAGAACAGAGAAGAGAUUCGAAGAGUGCAUGAGUGUUACAAGCGUCUCAAAUCUUGUAUUUCUCAGAGAGAUGUUGGCCGUUCUGGGAUUCUCGAGCAAUCGUAUCGCUCCCUCAUCUCCGCUUCCAGAGGUUGUGCUAGCGUUAAGCGCCUUGUGGCUGAUCUUGUUCCUCGAUAUGCACUGUACUGCCCUACUGCUAUUGGAGAUGCAGUGCAAGCUGUCAUCGACAUGCAUAACUUCAGCUUGGAAGCAAUAAAGAGAGGACAAGAUGCUGAUGGUGUUUCUUAUCAGACUGCCAAAGCCUGCAUAUUUGGUCUAGUUGACCUAUGUUCUGCUGCUUCUUCAAAGACAGCAUCGUCAGUGGGGGCUCGGGAUAUCUGCUCUGCUGUGUUCAGAAAUGUGUUAACGUUCUUUGUGCUGUCCUUUGAGGAAAAAGAUGUCUUCCAGAUAGUUGAUAAGAGUGAUUUGAAGGUGGAAGAUCCUGAUGAAUUUUUUUCUCAACUGAUGCAAAAACUUAGAGAUGGAAACUUGUCAGCUUUGAUCAAACUACCCCAGUUCUGUGUUUUAGCUUUACUGAAACUAUUCUUCUACUUCCCUAAAAAUUCAAUUUCCACUUGUUUUGGUUUCUUCAAUUCGUCAUCGAUGGAGGAUGUAGCCACGGGGAGGUAUCUCAUUACUAAUAUGACAGACAAGAUUAAUGAUAUUGAUGCUGCUAGUAAUGAACCUGAACGAGCUGAGAAUUCUGGUCAGACAGGUUCUAACAAAAUAGAGGCUACUGGUAAGAAUGUGGAAGGGUUGAGUGAGACCCAAGAAGCAUCCCACAUUCUAAAGAGCUGCUUGUUAGGAAUGGUUCUUAGGAAGAAUCCCUCUAUAGGUAGGUGGGCCUUCUUUAAGUAUAGGAAUAUAUGCAGCCUGUCAUCCUUUGUGGAAGCAUCCAGCGCUAUCCCUUCUCUCGAGGGGAUUUUUGGAUAUGUUGGAAAAGAUAUCAAGUUAGAAGACUGUCAAAUGGAGAGUGACGAGGAUGAUAAUGGAAAAUUAUCAGCUUCACUUGCAAAACCUCACAGUUCUGCAGAAAAUGAUGUCCGCUCUAGUGCUGGGUCGGUUUAUGAUGCUGGAGGUUCAAGAUCUAUGGAUUUUGAGACUGUUGACCAGAGAGACUUGUCAUGCGGUAGGUCUUCGGUCCCAAGGGGAUUAAUGAACCAUCAGACACCAUCUCCUUCUGCAAGAAUGCAUUCAGAUUUAAGGAGUAACUCUGCAGAUGGUAGGAACAAUUUUGUUCUUGCUGGAUCACCUGUUUAUCAGGCAGCACCCCGUGGCCCUUCAUCAGGAAAAAUUGUUUGGUAUUUGGAUGGGGACCCCACUGCUUUUGACAUUUUUCCGGCUUCGGGGCAGCUAUGGUUAGGAUAUUUAGGACCAGAUGAAACUGAAGGUCAUCUAAGGUUUCAGCUUGAUAGGUAUGGACCAGUAGACCGAUUCUUUUUUGAUCCAGUGAAAGGAUUUGCGCUAGCGGAAUAUAGAAGUAUAAUUGAUGCAAUCAGAGCUCGAGAAUAUCUGCGAGGGCAAUUUCCUUGGCGCAUUAAAUUUAUGGAUAUAGGAGUUGGUGCAAGGGGAUCUUUGAAUGGGGUAGCAUAUGGUUAUUGUACCCAUUUGUAUAUUGGAAGCAUCUCUAGCCAGUGGGAGAGGGAUGAAAUUGUCCAUGAGUCACAGCAAGCCUUUUAUAAGGGACCUCGCAUGGUGACUGACUUGUACUAUGAACAUGCUCUUCUGAUGGAGUUUGAUACACCUGAUGACGCUGCCAUUGUUAUGGCCCAUCUCAGAUUUUUCCGUGGAGAAAAGAGUAAAUUUCAUUUAGCAUCAAUCAAUCGUCCUUUGCCUCAUGAAGAUGGAGGAAGUCAUCCAGAGAGGCACCUUCAAAUACCUCCUACAUCAAAACAGGAUAGUGGAUCAGGGGAAUAUGUGUCCCCCUUAAUGAGUACGGAUCACCACUGUAAUUCUGUACCUCCUGGAGCUAUCUUUCAGCAAAACUGGCCUGCUUCUGGUAGCAGUCUUGUGAAUUCUGCACAAGGUGGAAAUCCUUCAUGUGUGCCCAUGCCAGCUCCAGGACAGCCUGCUACACCGACAUCUCAAAUUCCUCCAUCUCCGUUUGUUCAACAACCCAUGUACCCUCCUCCAAAUAGCUCUUGGGAUACAAGAUCUCUAGGCCACCAAAUCUCUCCAAGUGGUAAUGCAUUAGCAACAUCAUCACAGGCUCAUGGGCCUCCAUCGCAGCAGGUUUCAGGUCCAUUCAUGCCGCCUCUUGUGCAUCCAGUCCCUCAGACACAAGCUCAGACACAAGGACCUCAAGUUCAGCAUUUUGAUCAGGUGUAUCCACCUCCGCCUUUUGGACAUUCAUUAUCUUCUGUAACUCAGCCACCACUACAACCUCAAUCUCAGCCACCAGAAAUUAUGCCACCACCGCCACCAGAAAUCAUGCCGCCUCCGCCUCUAGCUCCACUACCUCCUUUGCCUCAGUCACACCCAUUUGUUCCUCCUCCUCCAAUUUCUCCUUCCUAUCCCUCAUCCUUACCUCCAACGGUCACACAGUUGUCUGGAUCGGAGGCUCCCAAACAGAACAUAGAGCACCAUUGGCAGGGUACUUUGUCCAAAAGUGGAGUUCAUUACUCCACGAUCGUUGCACAGAGAUUGGAAUCAGAUAUAUGCAAAUAUAUCAACGGAUGUUCAGAGCCUGUGCAAUGGCCAGUUAAAUUGGAUAUGACCAAGCGCACAGAUUUGAAGAACGUAAAAUCUACUUUUACCAAUACUCAGCCACACAAAAGAGAGAUUUGUCAGUUAAUUCCCGCAACUGUCAGCGACCGUAAAGGGCUCCAAGAUUUCAUAACAUACUUGAAGCAGAGAGAUUGUGCGGGAGUGAUAAAGAUUCCUGCAGCAAAUCCCAUAUGGGCAAGGCAUCUCUUCAUUCUUCCCUACUCGCAAGAAACAUGUUCCUUGCUUUCAAUUUCCCCUGCUUCCUCUGAAUGCUUGAUCGGUUUGGUUCUGCCCAAGGAACCAAAUGCUGAGUGCUCGUGA